CAGGCUGGGGGAAAAGAAAGCGUUUCCAGGUCAGCUCAAACAUGGAGAGAAGAGCAGAGAGACAAAGAGAAGGUGAUACUGAGGUGGGGGAGGAAAAAGGCUCAGUUGAGAGGCAGUGGGGGGAGGCAGAAGUGCUGGCUCUACUCUCAGUGUGGGACGAGGUUGGAGCUCAGCAUGUAGCAGAGAGCAGAACCACAUUUGAGGUGAUCUCAGAGCGUCUGAGGAGGCUCAGUGUUGUGCGCAGCUGGAGGGAGUGUCAGGCCAAAUGCAGAAGCAUGAGACUUCAGAGCAGGAAGCCUGAUGCCAGCACAUCAGCAAACUACAGCUCAGGAGUGGAAGAAAAGCCCCUGGAAAGGCCAUGGGAGGAGGAAGAUGUGGUUAAUCAAAGAAGACUUUACCCUGUGCAGGAAGGAAUGAAGACUCGAUUUCAUUCGGCUGUUGCGUACUCCACAAAUGUGGCUGAAGAGGGAGGCCGCCACUGGACAGACGACGAGGUGAGAGCGCUGCUGUGCGUGUGGGCUGACCGCAGUGUUCGGGAGCGUUUGAAAUGCACGCUGCGCAACAAAUCCAUCUUCCAAGAGAUGGCUCGUCAGAUGCAGAGAAACUUUGGGGUGAUCCGCAACUGGAAACAAUGCCGUACAAAAUACAAGAAUUUGAAAUAUGACUAUAAGACUGCUAAAAGUGCACAUGCUGCUGGAGGGAGCGGCGCGGGAGGCCCAGGGAAGUACAUGAAGUUUUUUGAUGAAGUGGAAGCCAUUUUGCUGGACAAGGGACUGGAAAAUGGGACCAGGGAAAUGCAAAAGAGAUUGUAUGAUGGGGAAAUGGAAGUAGGGAGGCUACAAACACCAGCAGGCCACACAGGGCAGAUGACGAGUUCAGAGAGUGAGGUGGUUAUUGAAAUUGAUGAUGAUGACAACAGUGACGAUUAUGACAUGGAUGGAGACAUGGAAGUAAAAUGGCGAGGCACAGAUGCCCAUCUAGCACACACAGAUUCCAGCUCUGAUCAGUUCCAGGUGGUUACAGUGUCAGAUACAGGUCGAAACUGGAGCGACCAAGAGGUGCGAGCCCUGAUCCAAGUCUGGUCCGACGAGCGCAUACGCAGGCAGUUAGAGAGCUCAACCAGGAAGAGGGACAUUUUUGUCCAGAUAUCUAACAGGUUAAUGCAGCAGGGCAUUGAACGCGACUGGAAGCAGUGCCACACUAAGUACAAGAACCUCAAGUAUCUCUACAGAUCCCUUCAAAGGGGCAAGACAGACGAAACUGACCCGAGACGCUUCAUGAGAUUCUACGAUGAAGUGGAUACCAUUAUGAAUCACACGACUAACGGCUCACUGCAAGACACGGGAGCUGCUGAGUCUGCAGAUUCAGUCGAACUUACAGUAUCUGACAACUGUGAUGAGAAAAAUCACGUGGAUGGCAAUUUAACAAACAUGAGGCGAGCAGUGGAGGGAGCCAUGGAGGACAAAACCUGCACCUCUGAUUCUGACUUAUCAGUAACCCUCGAUGCCACAGCAAACUCUGAGUCGAAGCUGCACAAAGUCAAGGAGCAUCAACUGGAUCAAGAUCACAUGUUGAUGAGCACUUCUGAGACUGUGGCAGAGGAAGAGGAUACUAAUUCAGCAAACAGAAGAAUGAAGAGGAAAGCUGUGGAUCAAGACCCCGUUUUGCACACACCAGUAAAAAAGCUGAACGCCAGCCCUGUGGGUGUUGAAAGAGCGGAGGCCCGGUGCAAAGAGGAGCAGGACCACAUCCCGAUAAUAAAGAUCAACUCAGUCUGUUCAAUGGCUUCCCCUGUUCCAUCGCCAGAAUUACAGGUCUUUUCAGGAUCAACCGGCGCCAUGGCAUCCACCCCAGAGUUGAAGAUCGGCCAGAAGCUCAACGAAGGAAAGACGAAGCAGAUUUUCGAGCUCCCGGACCAGCCGGGACUGGUUCUGGUCCAAUCCAAAGACCAGAUCACCGCUGGGAACGCUGUGAGGAAAGAUCAGAUGGAGGGCAAAGCAGCCAUCUCUAACAAAACGACAAGCUGCGUGUUCCAGCUGCUGCAGGAGUCUGGCAUUAAGACAGCCUUUGUGAAGCAGCACUCGGACACAGCGUUCAUGGCAGCCCACUGUGAGAUGAUACCCAUUGAGUGGGUAUGUCGGAGGGUGGCAACCGGGUCUUUCCUGAAGAGGAAUCCAGGAGUCAAAGAGGGCUACCGCUUCUCCCCUCUAAAGCUGGAGAUGUUCUUUAAAGAUGAUGCCAACAAUGAUCCUCAGUGGUCAGAGGAGCAGCUGCUGGAGGCCAAAUUCUGUCUGGCUGGUCUGACUAUUGGUCAGUGCGAGGUGGACAUCAUGAAUCGCAGCACUGUGGCCAUCUUUGAGAUUCUGGAGAAGGCCUGGGCCACUCAGAACUGCACGCUGGUGGAUAUGAAGAUUGAGUUUGGCAUCAACGUGAAAACUCAAGAGAUUGUGCUUGCUGACGUGAUCGACAAUGAUUCAUGGAGGCUGUGGCCAGCUGGAGAUCGGAGCCAGCAAAAAGAUAAACAGGUGUACAGAGACCUCAAAGAAGUUACCCCAGAGGCGCUGCAGAUGGUGAAGAGGAAUUUUGAGUGGGUCUCAGAAAGGGUCAAGUUGCUGCUGGAGUCACAGGCUAGCGGCAGGGUGGUGGUAUUGAUGGGCUCCACCUCAGAUAUGGCCCAUUGUGAAAAGAUCAGGAAGGCGUGCACCUCUUAUGGGAUCCCCUGCGUCCUCAGAGUCACCUCGGCGCACAAGGGUCCCGAUGAGACACUCCGCAUUAAAGCAGAAUACGAAGGUGACGGCAUACCCACUGUGUUUGUGGCUGUGGCUGGGAGAAGUAACGGCCUUGGCCCAGUGAUGUCUGGAAAUACUGCUUAUCCUGUUAUCAACUGCCCUCCUCUCACUCCAGACUGGGGAUCACAAGAUGUCUGGUCAUCCCUCCGCAUGCCAAGUGGUCUCGGCUGCUCUACUGUUUUGUCUCCUGAGGCUGCUGCUCAGUUUGCAGCGCAGAUCUUCGGGUUGAGUGACCACCUGGUGUGGUGCAAACUGAGGGCAUUCAUGCUCAACACCUGGGUGUCUCUCAAGCUGGCUGACAAGAAGUUACAGGCCUGCAGCCUUUGAAGAGCCCAGUAUGCCUCCUUCUUUAUCAACUCCAUGUCUUUGUCUACAUUGAAAACUCGUUCACUGAAGAUGUUUACCACACACAAAUCAUUCCACUGAGAGACAAAUGUUUAAAGGCUCUAUGUAUUUCUGUACAUUUUUUUUUUUUUUUUAAGUUGCAUAGAAGAGUUUUUC
This is a messenger RNA of Archocentrus centrarchus (flier cichlid), 3290 nucleotides long. Its product is annotated as multifunctional protein ADE2-like. Gene Ontology annotation, molecular function: phosphoribosylaminoimidazolesuccinocarboxamide synthase activity. Gene Ontology annotation, cellular component: cytosol. Bases 42 to 3116 code for a protein of 1024 amino acids. Gene Ontology annotation, biological process: 'de novo' IMP biosynthetic process. The record is from RefSeq and is a predicted model, not a curated record. Lineage: Eukaryota; Metazoa; Chordata; Actinopteri; Cichliformes; Cichlidae. The transcript has 15 exons.